ACCACGAUCCUUUAAGCUUAAGGACCGAAUCUGUGGACCGUGGCGUGAAGCGCCAUUGAUUGAUGUGACUUAAGUGGACUCGACGCGGACGAGUGGCCUUUGAAUUUAGAAAGAGAAACAGGAAUGAACCGCGCGACGUGUAGAGAAGCGGUCGAGUCCGACAUGGAAGUUCCGCUCGCCUCUUAGAAGCGUGUUUCGAGCGCGCGCCUCUCUCCGUUUCUGGCGGUCCGCGCGCGCGGGCUGCCCUCGUGCUCGUCCCGGGGUCCGUCCGCGCGCAGGCUCCUCCUCCACCCCCAUCUUCGUCGCCGAUCGGCUUCCUGACGACGCCGGCGGUCGUUUUUGUUUCUCGACUCAUGGCUGAAGCCAGACUCGUAGAAGACGAGGAGGAGAUUAGAGGACUGAGAGAACCUGUAAGGAUCCGAAACUCAGCUACAGACCACUCGGAGGGGAACAAGCCAGACCACCGCCUGUCCAGUCAAGGAGCUCUGUCCUCUAUUAGAGCAGCCAUCAGGAGACCAUUGAGAACCAGUCACUGCAACACCUCUCGGGACAGAAGCUCUCGCAGGCGGCCAGAGAUAACUGUCGUGUCUGUAGAACCACUGUCUUCAAACCCCUGGUUUGCUACGGCUUCUGGGGAAUUUCCACUCCAUCCACCGUGUAGUGAACCAGUCUGGUGCCAACGCUUCCCAGAAGCUGUUCAGCACCCACCAUCCUAUGAACAAGUGAUCAGGGAGAAGAGACUGGAGGAAAAUGUAUCCUGUGCUAUUACUCCUAGACAUGCUGCUACCAAAACCAUUGCCACACAAACUGAUGUGCUAGAUAAUAACACCUCUGUCAAAGAAUACAAGUCAGCUUCCCAGUCUAUUGCUAAAAAGCCCCAGAAACCACCCAGAUUGCUUGAAGCCCCCUUGGUGUUGUGCCAGUCUACAGGUUCAGCAGAGACUCAUCCCCGUGAAGAACCAAAUCUGAUAGUUGCUCAGAGUCCUGACACCUCCAAUUUAGACCCAAUAAGCAACUCUUUCCUGACUAACUCUGAGCAGCUCUGUCUCCCAUCUGAGCCCUGCAAACCCUGUUCUACUGACACUAAGAACUGUGCUGUGAGAACUGAUCAGAGUCCUUCUGACUUUGGUUUAGACUCUAUAAGCAACUCCUUGCGCAACACUGAGCAACUGUGUAUUCCUGCUGAGACUUGCAAACAUUGCUCUCUCCCUGUAGAGGAACCUACAGACACUAAGAACAGUACUGUGGAAGCUGAUCAGAGUUUAGCCACCUCCAGUUUAGACUCCACAAACGAUCCAUUUCUGUCUGCCACUGAACCACUCUGUGCCUCUGCUGAGCCUUGUGCACCCUGCUCUGUCUGUGUAGAGGAACCUACCAGAGAUUUUCCCACUAACUCAAGUCUGCCCAAACCCACCCGUCCAAUACCACGUCCCCGCACCAAACCCAACCUGCAGCUUGUCAACAGGGAGGUCAAAGUGCAGACACUGGUCAGGUUUAAAGAUGAUGGGGAGUCUGCCUUGGUGAUCCCUUGUACUGCAGAGGUUUCCUCAAGCAGCUAUUUGAGUGACCUCUUGGAUGUUUUUGGCGAGGGUGAGCUGAGCCAAAGUGAACAGAGAGACGAUACCUCAGAGAGUGACAUGUGUGACAACGACAAUAUGAGCACCUUGCACAGCCAACGCAACAUCCGGGCCAGGAUCCAGGCCUUUGAGAAUCAGGCCAGCAUGGAUAGUGGCAAUGGAGCACCUGUGACAAAACCAGAACCAUUCCCACGCACACAGCAGCCAAAUCCCCCAGCGGUGCCCAUCAAACCAGCCAUUGUUCCAAAGCCCACCAACAGGGGUUUCUUAGAGGAGACCCCUGCCCCCAUGCCAGUCCCCAGCCUUGCCCCUAAGCCCCAGCUUCCUCCAAGGAAUGCAGAAGAAGAGAAUGGGUUGGGAACUGUGACUCCUUCUAUGAAGGCUACGGCUUUGCCACCCUCAAGGACGUCCGUACUCGCCCGGGCAAAUAGUCUUAUGGCCCAGGGGUACCAGCCUAGUGCUAGACGUCCCACUCCACCUGUCCUGCCAAAGUCUAGCCUGGACCUGGGUUCACUCACCAACAACACAGCCCCACUGCCUGUGUCAGACAUCCCAGGGCUGGAUGACUGGGAGACAACAGGUAGUGUUCCAGCGAAACCUUUACGUGCAGUUCAGAGUAUUCCUAGUGGGCCAAGUGUUUCUCGAAAGCCUUCAGUGAUCAGAGUCCCAAGUAAGCUUGGUUCAACAUGUGAAGAUGAACCUCAGGACACACCUUUUUCACUGCCAGUCCAGUGGCCCAUAGGUGGUCGGGUUCCAGCUGUGACACGGAAGCCAAGUAUUACAUCAAAACCUACUUACCAGGCAGAACUGCAGGAUUCUAGUCAUCCCGAGAUUGUCAGCAGCUCUGUGCCUGCCUUGUCCCUUCCUCCUCGACCCAUUGGAGGCAAAGUGCUUCCCCCUCGGCCUCCACCAGCCAAAGUGGGGCCAGGACGCCCCCCUCCUCCAAAGACUGGUGCCACCCACCGCUCUUCCUUCCAGGCUGGGACAAGUGUGUCUACAUCCAGACAACGUCAAAGUCAGAGGACAUCCAAGCAAGGUCCUGUACUGCCCCCCAGGCCCAACCCUGGACAUGCACUCUACAACAAAUACACACUGGGAGUUCCACAUGGAAUUGCAGAGUUUGACUACAAUGGCACAAAUUCAGGCGAGCUUUCCUUUCAGAAAAAUGAGGUUCUGUUGCUGCUAGAACAGAUUGACAGCAAUACCUUUGAGUGCCAAGUUGGGGAUACCAGGGGACGUGUGCGCAAGUCCUACAUGAAGAUCAUCACUCCUCUUUUUAAUGUCUCUGGUGAUUCAGACCUGGAGGCUACAAGUUUCAACCAAACUAGACGAGGAGUGAGCAGUGAUCUAGAAGUGCGCGCUCUUCAUGACUUUACUCCAGAGAGCCCUGAAGAACUGGCACUAAGGGUGGGAGACACAGUGUCCAACAUAAAGGAAGUGGACAGCGAGUGGUAUUCUGGAACCUGCCGAGGACGCACUGGAUUCUUCCCAAGAAACUAUGUCAAAGUGCUGGUGAGUGCUUCCACAAUCCCCCCUCCACCAGCAAGUGGAAAGAGAAGGCGCCCAGGGCCACUGGAAGUCAGUGGCCCUCGGUGUGUAGCACGGUUUGACUUUGAAGGCGAGCACAGUGAUGAGCUGACCUUCUCCGAAGGAGAUGUGAUUCAACUAAAGAAGUACGUGGAUGAAGAAUGGGCAGAGGGGGAGCUUGGCAGUCACGCGGGCAUUUUCCCCCUCAACUUUGUCGAGGUCAUAGAGGACUUGCCGGCCCCGCCUUCCCAGCAGUUUCUUCCAACAAAGAUGACACUUCCUGGUAUGACUUCUAAGAAUCAGGAGAAACAUAGCCAGUCUGAACCUUCAGAAGGGGAGUGGGCUGUGACUUUGUAUGACUUCACAGCCGAGACAGACCAGGAACUCACCCUUCAGCAGGGGGACCGUGUCCUGGUCACAGAGCGUGUUGAUGCUGACUGGUGCUCUGGCAAGCUGCAUGGCAGAGAGGGGCUCUUCCCCUCUGCCUUUGUGGAGUUCUGCGCAGGUAAGGGGGCUCAUGCAGGGGGAUGCUUGAGGAGCUCACGGGGAUUGAAGGAGAUGGUUGACGACUCUUGUUUUCCAGCCCUGCCGCCAGCCAUCACAGAGGGAGCGCAAAGAGCAAGAGCUUUGUAUGAUUUCAGCUCGCAGUGUGAAGAAGAGCUGUCCAUGAAGGUGGGUGACAUUAUUAUAGGAGUGGAGUCUGUCGAUCAUGAAUGGUUUGUUGGGGAACUCCAUGGCCAGCGUGGAUUGGUCCCCAAGAGCUACAUCCAGCUUCUCUAGAAACCAUCAAGGUACAGAAAUGGCCAAAUGAAAUCUUUAAAAAUGGAGCACAUUAAAGAAUACACUAAUCUUCGAAGAUGAUGGCUGCAACCUCAGCUGAACUGUUAAGACAAAUGCUAUUAAUUUUCCCUCUGUGGCCGGAUGAAUGAAUACAGGACUGGAUAUCAGUCACAAGUCACAAACCGACCAUGACCCUGCACUAUUUCUUGUACUUUAUGAACACUCAAGUCCACCUAUCUGUAUAUUCCCAGACCAUCUUGAUUAUCACCACCAGCUGAAUGGAAUGUGCCAAGAAAGGUAUUUCUAAAUACAGAGAAAAUAAUCUAUACAUUAAAAUGGAGAAUGCUUUGAUUCAAGGGUAAUUGUAAGUUUUGGAAAUAUUUUUGUACAUACUACGAUGCAGCAGUUGCCUCUCAGUACUACAAGCACCGGGUUAGAAGCAAUCCAACAAUAUUCACGUUUCUUGAGAACUGUUGCUAUUUGAAAUGGAUACUUGAGGUUUGAGUUUCUUUUAAUAACGUUUCCUUAAUAUUUUGGACAGAGGAAUUAAGCAGUUUUUCCAUUUGUGUAAUGUGAAGUAUCCAAUACAGGAUAUUGUAGCAGUGUUGAUAAAAGUACACAAUUUUCUUCAUUUUCAAACAGGACUUCAGCGCUGUAGUUAAAAGCUUUGUAUUAAACCAAAGAAAUGAGUCAGCAGAACAGUUCUAAUAAACUAUCAAGUUUUUCCAUUAUGGGUUGGUGAACUGCUGUCCACUAUCAGGUGUGUAGCGGUCGGCUGUGGCUUCAAAGGAUCAGGUCUGCUGGGAAACGCAAUAAAAUAAGCAGGAGCAUUGCUCAGAGUGUAAGACUAUCACAUUCCACUGCAUCCACUGAAGGAGGCUGACCUGCCACAGAUUAUAGUAAACAGAUGUAAUUUAAAUGUCAAAACAAUCAUGCAUUAAGACUAACUUUCUAUUAGCCAUAGAGAAACUGCUAAAAACUCCACAUAUUUAUACAUUUUUCACAGCUAAAGUGAAAGUCAAAUGCAACUUUAGCUAUUUAUACAACUGGAUACUUUACAGAUGAAAUUCAGGACACUUAUCGGUACAAAAACGGGUCCGUAGUAGGACUUCAAAUUGACACGCUGUAGCUUACAAGUCUAUUUCAAUAUCAGUUUCAGAUUUUAAAUACUGGAUGUAGGUAAAUUUGAUGGAGAAAAAGCUGGAAUGAACAUGUCUUGAACCAUAGAGUUCCUCAUCUGUUCCUUUAUGGGUAGUGGGCUAGACAAAUGUGCAACUAAACUUGUUCAACAUAAUGUUCAAAGAGUACAGUCAUGCAGUAGAAAA
Scleropages formosus (Asian bonytongue) is the source of this 5209-nucleotide messenger RNA. It is a transcript of the gene sh3d19, whose product is annotated as SH3 domain containing 19. NCBI's taxonomy places the organism in Eukaryota, Metazoa, Chordata, Actinopteri, Osteoglossiformes, Osteoglossidae. Bases 354 to 3884 code for a protein of 1176 amino acids. The transcript is spliced from 21 exons. Gene Ontology annotation, molecular function: protein binding. The record is from RefSeq and is a predicted model, not a curated record.